Molecule: messenger RNA, 2204 nt
Organism: Ricinus communis (castor bean)
Lineage: Eukaryota; Viridiplantae; Streptophyta; Magnoliopsida; Malpighiales; Euphorbiaceae
Product: probable E3 ubiquitin-protein ligase ZFP1
Exons: 7
Coding region: 246-1895 (549 amino acids)
Cellular component (GO): nucleus
Molecular function (GO): ubiquitin protein ligase activity
Source: RefSeq, a predicted model, not a curated record
AAUUAAACUUAAAUUAAAAAAAGGAAUUUUAGAAACGAGAAGAAAUCGAAAGGAGCCCUUUAUCUCUCUUUCUCUUUCUCUUUGUCUCUCUUUUCUUCUCUUUGCUCUCUCAGAAUUUCUGUGAGAGAGAUCUCUCAAAUUCCUCAAAUUAGGUAUUUAAUUGCGGUUUAACCGUUGGUGGAAACUCCAGCUUUUGAUUUUCAAUUUUUUUUAGUUAAUGUUCGCAAGCAGGGAUAAUUUAUGCUAUGGGACAAAGAAAUAUGCUAUGCACUAGUCAGAUGAUUGAUCUGGAAGUGGAUCGGCAAGGCCAGGGGUAUCUACAUCCUGAGCCCUGCAUUCUUUUGGGGGGUGUAUCAAACUUUCCCCAGUCAGAUAUUCAGACAAUGGUUACAGCUUCGGGGAGUACAACUAAUAUUGAUGCCCAUCGUUUACCUGAGCAUUAUGACGGUGCUAUUUUUUAUGGGAUGCCACAGUAUCAUGGUGUUCAACAUCAUCCUCAGCAUCAUGCUCCUAAUCUUGACUUAGGUGUUGCUACUGCAUCCAAUUUCUAUGUUCCUUAUAUGACCCCAUCUUCUGGUAUUCCUUUAAGUCAUGGAUCCUGUGAUCAUUUACCAUCUUCGACCAGUUAUGGAGUCAUUGGAGUUUCUGGUGAUGAGUAUGGAAUGAACAACCAUUUCAUGGAUAAUGCCAGAGGUUCAUACAAGAGAAAGAAUGCUGAAGGUAACCCAGGGAAUUUCCAAUAUGUCAAUGCCUCUGCAGGCUCCAGUUCUUCAGUGUUAAGUACAAGACAUCCUGAUGGGAUUUCUCUGAUGGAUGCUUCAUCCUUUGCUUCACCUCAGUACAGAGGGAAUGGCAUUCUGUCAAUCAGGGAAGUGGGUUCUCAUAGAAGUGUGAGGAACAGAUCAGGUGCUACUGGUCUGGAGUCCGUUCUGGCACAUAGCCAGAAUCAUUUUAUUCAAGGGAACUACAUUGGUCAGCCCUUUCAGCCUGCUGGUUCUCUGUGGGCGGAUCAACACAGUAGUUCUAGUGAUGCGGGGACUUUAGCAUGGAACCAGAACCCAGCAAUUAAUUACAUGCAUGGGAACAAUGUAAAUGGGGGUUCUGUUGAGACUGGGAGCAUUGUUCCACAGCGGUAUCAUGAGCUAUCUAGCAACAGAAGUAACACAACCUUCUUGCACCCGUCUCCUCCCAACAUCCGACACCACAAUUUUCCUCAUCCUCUGCCACCUAUUCAAGGAAUGAGAGGCCACAAUCUUAAUGUUCCCCCUCAAGUGUCAGCUGCUUCAUUUAGAGGUCUCACAAGCUAUGCCUCACAGAGCAAUGUGAAUCCAUCUCAGGAUGGUUUGGAUAUAGGAGUAAGGCAUCCAGGCUCUGUCCAGCCAACUGGCCUUAGAAUAUAUAGGCCUCACCGUGAUGGAGUCAUACCUGAGACGACUUUAAGACACCGAAACCUUCCUCAUCUGAGAGUCCUGCCAACUGAUGGAAUAGCUGUUCUAGAGUUCCCUGACUAUUACGAAGUUGAGAAUUAUGUUGAUCAUCACAGUGAUAUGCGCUUGGAUAUAGAGGACAUGUCCUAUGAGGAGCUUCUUGCACUGGGGGAGCGCAUUGGCAGUGUGAAUACUGGAUUAUCAGAGGAAACUAUCAGAAGUCAACUAAAGACACGAAAAUAUUUAUCGUCGCGGAUGUCGAUCAAUCUGGAAGAGAUCACUUGUAUGGAUCAAGAAUUGGGUUCUUGUAUUAUAUGCCAGGAUGAGUAUAAGAGCAAAGAGAAGAUAGGAACUCUUGAUUGUGGACAUGAGUACCAUGCAGAUUGCUUAAAGAAGUGGCUGCGUGUGAAGAAUGUCUGCCCCAUCUGCAAAUCUGAAGCAUUGCCUUCUGUCAGGAAAGAUGUAUAGGAGCAGUGAUGUCACUCGAUGAAAAAAAAAAUAUAUAUAUAUAUAUAUAAAAUAGGAAAGGGAUGAUGGUUAGAUGGUGAUUCAAAGCGCUGCUGCUUGCUCUUUCUGGUAAUUAUCUGUUAUAACGGAGUUGGUACUGUGGGUAUGUAUUUUGUACAUUUUUACUUGCAGAUAUACGACUAACAGUCACACUGUCUAAAUCGUUUAUUUGUUGGCCCUCUGUAUUUAUCAAAACCUGUACAGACUUACUCAUUAUGCAUUUGCAUGCUGUGUAUUAUUAACUUUCAGUUACUGUCGUUUUCAUGUUCA